CUUGGAUAGUUCGUUAUGAAUCCUGUUUAUAAUUAUCUCUUUAAAUUAAAAUGAAGCAAUGUUGCAAGAAUAUCUAAAAACGACGUUUAUGUGACUUCAGUUGAAUAUUAGAGGCUUCUGCAACCCAAAUAUAUCCGAGUUCAGGAUAGAGGAAGAAAAUUUAGUGUAGCGCUUGACGUUGGAGGUAGCAGACGCGCGUCAUUGGUAGCUCCGUCGCGAGUUUUCCCGCCAAAGACUAUGUUUUUACUGGUGUUAUUCAUGUUCGUCGAUUUAGUUUCAUGUUUCGAUUCUAGAAAUGUAGUGUUCACUAUCGUCAGCCAGGCGGAACCAUACCAUGCGAGUGUGGCCACUAGGCUCAAACAGGACAUAGACCACCAAGUUUUUGAACUAGAGGGGCGACGUCCCAUAGUCCACACAACGCAUGAAGAUUUCCCGGUGGGGGGCGCCUGGACGAUAAUACCUCUGUUACGGCCACUGACAGAGAAGCACAGCGGCAGUGAUGUGCGCUGGGUGGUCUUCCUGGAGCCACACACCGCUGUUAGAUGUGGGAAACUGUUCGAGGCACUUACUGCCGCUGAUAGCCAAAAGGACACUAUGUGGAUCGGUUACCCUUUGAGUGACGAAGAACCGACGAUUAUCCACCACUUUACAUUCUACGAGGAGUUGCAGGACGAUGGAGGUUUCGUAUACCCGAACUUUGCCAGCGGCUUCGCUAUGAGAAUUACACUUAUGAAUAAACUGCUAAACGAAAUAGAGAGCGGUGAUAGGAAAUUGGAGGCAGAUUUCUCAAUAGACGCGGCGUUUGAGCUCGCGCAGCUUGUGUACGGAGACGCGAGCCGGCGCGGGCCGCUGCUCACACCGGACUUGAGGUUCUGUGUCGUGUCCGCCGAUAACUGUGCCACCUACCCUAGGCCCUUUGAUUUAUGUGGCAGUGCCAUAGCUGAGGAGACGAUGUUGUUCGCGGUGAAGACCUGGAGCGGCUUCCACGCGACCAGAGCUAACGUGGUGAAGAAGACGUGGGGCAAACAUGUCACCAAUCUAUACUUCUUUAGUGAUAAAGCGGACGCUUCCAUCCCGACUAUAGAUAUAGGCGUACCCAACACUAAGACCGGACAUUGCGCGAAAACAAUGGCCAUACUGAAUCGUGUGGUCGACAUGAUUGAAGACAUGCCAAACAUUCAGUGGAUAUUCCUAGCGGAUGAUGAUACUAUUUUAGGUGUGCAGCGGCUGUGCGAGGUGCUGAGCUGCUACCGCGGCGGCGCGGCGCUCACCCUGCUCGGCGAGCGCUACGGAUACGGAUACGGCAAGAGGGAGACAGCUGCCAAAGGUUACGACUACAUAACCGGUGGGGGCGGCACAGUGGUCAGUGUGGGCGCGGCGCGUGCACUGCGCACCUGCGUCUGCGCCGCGCUCAGCGCACCCGACGACAUGACACUAGGCGCAUGCGCCAAGCGACGUAACAUCACCCUCACACACUCCCCGCUCUUCCAUCAGGCGCGGCCGCAGGAGUACAGUCGCGAGGCGGUGUCGCGCGCGCGGCCCGUCUCCUUCCACAGGCACGCGGCCGACCCGCUGCGACUGUACGCCGCAUGGUUCCUGCACGACGACCGCGCGCGUACACACCAAGCCCGGGAAGAACUAUAGCUCUCACUGACUCACUGACUCACUGACACACAACAUAAUAUUUACCUCCAUCUACGUGACACAUGUUACCGUAGGAUUCCACUGCAUCCUCUUUCACUAAACAGAGUAUAUAUGUAUCAAUAGAAGUUACACUGCAGUGGAAUUGUACGUUAAGGUGAUGGUUAAUUAUGUUGCUUCUCGAAUACCGAUAACUAAUCUUUGAGAAUUAAUUACUUCUACAACUACUGUGAAAUAACACUAAUUAUAUACUCUCAAAUAAGUAUAUAGUAAUCCAUGUGCAUGUUUUCUUAUAGGAUGAUAUUAUUUGCAUUUAAGUUUUUACUGGAGACAGUAAUAUGAUCUUUUACGCUUAUAUACGCCAUAAUAAAUUUGUGAUCAAACUCUGGUUUAUUUUAGUUUAAAAAUAUUAUAAUAAA
This is a messenger RNA of Papilio xuthus (Asian swallowtail), 2060 nucleotides long. Its product is annotated as beta-1,3-glucosyltransferase. Gene Ontology annotation, cellular component: membrane. The transcript is spliced from 11 exons. Gene Ontology annotation, molecular function: glycosyltransferase activity. The record is from RefSeq and is a predicted model, not a curated record. NCBI's taxonomy places the organism in Eukaryota, Metazoa, Arthropoda, Insecta, Lepidoptera, Papilionidae. Bases 238 to 1644 code for a protein of 468 amino acids.